Molecule: messenger RNA, 1032 nt
Organism: Melospiza melodia melodia
Lineage: Eukaryota; Metazoa; Chordata; Aves; Passeriformes; Passerellidae
Exons: 2
Coding region: 104-910 (268 amino acids)
Source: RefSeq, a predicted model, not a curated record
UGAAGUCACCUGUGGGCUGCCUCCUCCCAUUCCUGCACCCGGGCUGCCUGCGAGCCCCUUUAAAUUGCAGGUUGGCAGAGCCCUGGGCACAGCCUUCAUCAGCAUGGCACCGAGCAUCCUCCUGCUGGGGCUCCUCACCCUGUGGGCACAGCUGCAGGCAGCACCCAUUGCAGAGUUCCAUGGAGUGGCUCCAGCUGGGUGGCCACCACCAGGGCAGCUGGGAAGCACCCUGAGCCUUGAGCCUGGGAGAGAGCUCAGCACGGUGCCUGGCAAUGGCAAAAACAGCUCCAAUAGAGGUGAAAUGGGUGACUCCAGUAGCCGUGAAACUGGUGAGUCCAGUAGCAGUGAAACUGGUGAUGAUGGCAAUAAAAAUCAGCUUUGUGAUUGCAAUGAUCAUGAUCAUGCUGGCAACGACAGUGAUGAUGAUGGUGAUGAUCAUGAUCAUGGUGUCAACAGUGACAAUUCCAAUAGCAAAGAAGAUGGUGAUAAAAAUGACCUUUUUAAUGGCAAGGACAGUGACAAUGGUAAUGGUGGCAAUGACAGUGGUGAUGGUGCUGAUGGUGUCAACAGUGACAAUUCCAAAAGCAAUGAAGAUGGUGAUGAUGGUGUUAAAAAUGACCUUUCUGAUGGCAAGGACAAUGACAGUGAUGAUGACAGUGAUGAUGGCCAUGGUGCUGGUGAUGAUGGCAAUGAUGAUGGCGAUGAUCUCAUCAAUGAUGAAAAUUCCAAUAGCAAUGAAGAAGAUGAUGAUGGCAUCAGUGAUGAAAAUUCCAGUAGCAAUGAAGAUGGUGAUGAUGACAUCUACAGUGACAGUUCCAAUAGCAGUGAAGAUGGUGACUCCAAUUACAAUGAAUAUGAUCGCUCCAAUAGCAAUGAAAAUGAUUCUGAUUAUGGGGGGUGGAGAUAUUAGAUUGUAAGGAUGUAAUUGCCCUGGGAUCAGAGAUUUUUGGGUUCCUCUUUUCUAGUGUCCAGCUCAGGCUACCAGAUUUCAUGCCUGAUCUGUGCCAAUAAAUGUAUCUAGUGAAUAUGAGA